AUGUACGUGGCCGAAACCGUCACCGCGGACGGAAAACUAGAGAUACCUUUCCCUGCGGGGACAGGGUGUGAGGGUAGUAAGUCAGUAUUAAAUUCAAAACGUCUCCACGUCCAGGACAGAAUUUCGGGACAAAUAUUUUUAAUAGAUACGGGUUCAGACAUCUCCCUCUUGCCUGUAGCCAGGAAUUGCAAGCCCGUGGCCAGUGGUCUGCGGCUCUAUGCCGCGAACAAUACGCGUGUCGACACGUAUGGCGAGUCGACGCGCACCAUUGAAAUCGGUCUACGACGACCGAUCACAUGGAAUUUUUGCGUAGCAGACGUGCCAUACCCGAACGUAGGUGCUGAUUUGUUGACGCACUACGGCAUCACCGUGGACUUGAGAGGGCCUAAAAUAAUAGAUGCGCUGACCAAAUUGCAAAUUUGGUGCACGACAAAGAACGUGAACCACGUCUCGACGCACACCGUUGAUCGCUCAUCGGGAAUCGCGGGCAUAUUACUCGAAUUUCCGGAAGUGACGGGAAUAUCCCAAACAGUUCCGCUACAGGAACGUGGGGUAUUCCAUUACAUUCAGACCAAAGGGCAUCCGGUUGCCUCGCGCGCUAGGCGCCUCGCACCAGGCAAACUCAGAGCAGCUAAGCUGGAGUUUCGACAUCUGAUGGAGGCUGGGUCCCCAAAAAAGAUGGGGAAUGGAGAGUGUGCGGGGAUUAUCACGCGUUAA
This is a messenger RNA of Colletes gigas, 717 nucleotides long. RefSeq lists its product as uncharacterized. Bases 1 to 717 code for a protein of 238 amino acids. Gene Ontology annotation, biological process: proteolysis. The transcript has a single exon. NCBI's taxonomy places the organism in Eukaryota, Metazoa, Arthropoda, Insecta, Hymenoptera, Colletidae. The record is from RefSeq and is a predicted model, not a curated record. Gene Ontology annotation, molecular function: aspartic-type endopeptidase activity.